Schistosoma turkestanicum is the source of this 1398-nucleotide messenger RNA. The record is from the annotation of a GenBank genome assembly. Lineage: Eukaryota; Metazoa; Platyhelminthes; Trematoda; Strigeidida; Schistosomatidae.
GAAUAGUAACACAUUGAUUUUUAAUGUGUCGAAUAAACAACAAUGAAACAAAAUUUUGAUUCAUUUUUGUUCAAUUGUCAAUAAACAUACAAUCUAUGCAUAUAUAUGUAUCAGAAUUAGUCGGAUAAAAAUAGUUGAAUUGUGCAGUACUUAUCCUAUUGUCUCUUGUGCGUAGUUUAUUCUCUCUCUCUCUCUCUCUUACACACACACAUACACAAACGAAAGAAAAAGAGUGCAGAAACACGAAAUUUUACUAUAUUAAUACCAUUUCCACAUAAAAUUUAAUUUGAUUAACGCUUAUUCUAACAUUCAUUCUAUCAAUCACUCACUAUUCUUAUCAUUCUUAUCAUCCACAAAUUUGGAUAACUGAAUUUCGAUAACUGAACUCGUUGUCGAAAAAUGUUGCCGAAAGUUUCAUUGACACCAGAAUUAUGGACAAAAAUAUUUAUUGUAGUCAAUAGUUUAUUUGUGGUGUUCAAUUUCAUCCUAUUUGCAAUUGGUCUUAGUGCAUUGACUACUUUAAUGAAAUAUGGCAUUAUAAUGAAUGUACCCUUGCCUGCCAUUUAUGGAACUGUGAUAUUCACUGGACUAGUGGGGAUCAUUGCAGCCGUGAUUGGUUUGAUUGGAUUAUGGAAGAAAAAGAAUUAUAUUGCUUUGGCACAUAUGAUCGGUUUGGGCAUUGUAACCCUUGUCAAUGUUUGUAUUGCUUUUGCUGCAAUCGCUACAAAAGAGAAAUUUAAUACUGAUGUUCAAGAAAUGUUAUACAGUUCAGUUUCAAAUUAUAAUCAAACGGAAUAUGGAGGACAAUUUGAUAAGCUGCAGGUAUCUUUUUAUUGUUGUGGAGCUAUUUCAUACAAAGAUUAUCCGAAAUUUAAUAUGAAAAUACCACCAUCGUGUAGAGUUGGUGAAUUAACUUAUGCAAGAGGUUGUAUACAAGAAGUAAUUGAAUAUGCUCAACAAAAUGUCAAUGCAUUGAUAGCUCUUUGUCUUGUAACAGCAAUUCUUCAAGGUGUUUAUUUGGGUAUUUCAAUGUGGAUGCUUCGUAAAUCCGAUGAUGGCCUUGGUAUGGCGGCAUAAUUUUAAUUUCAAUCAUAAAAUAAUGCUUUCUUUAUUGAAUAAAAAUUCAUUCAUGGAUGCUGAGAAUCAUUUGUGAUUACGAGGAAUAAUAACAAAAAAAUAACUAACUCAUCGUUUUGUUUUUUUUAAUGGCUCAUUCAUCAAUUUUGGCUUUUCUUACAUUUUUAUUUUGUUUUUUUUUGAAAAAGAAAAUGGCGGGAAAAUGAGCUGUACACAUUUUCACUUGUUUUAAUUGUUAAUUAUCAGCAUAAAACCAACAAAACAACCAAAAAACAAAACACAGUAUAACAUUAUCAACAAUAAAAGUAUAUAUGAACAUUA